AUGGCGUCCUCCCUCCUCUCCACUCCGUCCCGAACCCUAGCCCCGGCUCCGGCCCCCGCAGGCCUCCGCGGGCGGGCAACGGCCCAGGCGCACCUCCCGCGCGCCGGCCUCGGCCGCGGCGUCGCCCCCCGCCGCAGCUGCGCGCUCCGCGUGCGCGCGUCGGUGGCGAUUGAGAAGGAGACGCCGGAGAGCGAGCCGCCGCCGACGUUCCUCCGCGAGGACGGGCAAGGCGCCGGGUCCGGGUCCGUGCGGGCGCGCUUCGAGGCCAUGAUCCGCCGGGUGCAGGGGGAGGUCUGCGCCGCUCUCGAGGAGGCCGACGGCGGCGGCGCGCGCUUCGUCGAGGACGUCUGGUCGCGCCCCGGCGGCGGCGGGGGCAUCAGCCGCGUCCUGCAGGACGGCCGCGUCUUUGAGAAGGCCGGGGUCAACGUCUCCGUCGUCUACGGCGUCAUGCCGCCCGACGCGUACCGCGCCGCCAAGGGGGAGGCCGGCAAGAACGGGGCCGCCGCCGCGGAUGGCCAGAAGCCUGGCCCCGUGCCAUUCUUCGCCGCGGGGAUUAGUUCGGUGCUUCACCCCAAGAAUCCAUUUGCUCCAACAUUGCAUUUUAACUACCGUUACUUUGAGACGGAUGCACCAAAAGAUGCACCUGGUGCACCAAGACAAUGGUGGUUUGGCGGUGGUACUGACUUGACUCCUUCAUACAUCAUCGAAGAGGAUGUGAAGCAUUUCCAUUCUGUUCAAAAGCAAGCAUGUGAUAAAUUUGAUCCAAGUUUUCACCCAAGAUUCAAAAAAUGGUGUGAUGAUUAUUUUUAUAUUAAGCACCGUAAUGAGCGGCGUGGGCUUGGUGGAAUAUUUUUUGAUGACCUUAAUGAUUAUGAUCAAGAAAUGCUUCUCAACUUCGCUACAGAAUGUGCGGACUCUGUACUUCCUGCGUACAUACCAAUCAUAGAACGGCGUAACGACACUCCAUUCAAUGAGGAGCACAAGGCAUGGCAGCAAUUGCGGAGAGGUCGUUAUGUGGAGUUCAACCUAGUUUACGACCGUGGUACAACAUUCGGCCUAAAAACUGGAGGAAGGAUUGAGAGCAUACUCGUGUCCCUUCCACUCACAGCACGGUGGGAGUAUGAUCAUAAACCGGAAGAAGGGACUGAGGAAUGGAAACUUCUGGACGCGUGCAUAAACCCGAAGGAUUGGAUCUGA
This is a messenger RNA of Miscanthus lutarioriparius, 1197 nucleotides long. The record is from the annotation of a GenBank genome assembly. Lineage: Eukaryota; Viridiplantae; Streptophyta; Magnoliopsida; Poales; Poaceae.